Hypomesus transpacificus is the source of this 1564-nucleotide messenger RNA. It is a transcript of the gene plp2b, whose product is annotated as proteolipid protein 2b. The transcript is spliced from 5 exons. NCBI's taxonomy places the organism in Eukaryota, Metazoa, Chordata, Actinopteri, Osmeriformes, Osmeridae. Bases 385 to 849 code for a protein of 154 amino acids. Gene Ontology annotation, cellular component: membrane. The record is from RefSeq and is a predicted model, not a curated record.
UCCUGAGUGCCAACUACCGCCACCGACUCCGCCCCUCGUUCAAACCUCUAGAGAAAAGAGAAAGCCAACGCCCGCUUUUCGAUCUUACUUUCCUUCUUGUCAAGAUUAGGUCUCACCAAGUUGUAUAUGGCAGCAUUACCGAUUUUGUUUAACUUAAUUUACUCGAAGUCCGGAUAGUCUUAGUUAACCUAUCCACCAACCCAAACGUCAACAGCACUGACCAAAGACCAUAGUUUAGUAAUUGAAAUUAAUCGAUUUUUGACGGAUGUCGAUUUUCUGAAGCCGUGUCUGCCAGGCUACUCAAAGUUUCCGCAAGAAACAAGCUUGUCUAGGCAACCAAGCGUAAAUAUUUGCUGAUUUAGUCCACUUCAAGUUACAUUCAUUAUGGCUGAUACAACGGAAACCGGUAAUGCUGAGAACUGCAUGGAGAAACUUAAGAGUUACGUGAAGACCAGAAAAGGGACCAUUCUUGCUGCAGAAAUACUCAUCAGUUUAAUCAUCAUCAUCUGCUAUGUCGCUUCCACUUAUGGAGGCUACUCAGCAGUGGCCAUCUGUGAGAUGGUCUUUGCCAUCAUCUUCUUUGGCGUUUUCAUGAUGGAAAUGGACAAGCAAUUCCUGGUGGUGCACUGGGUCUGGAGUGAUUUUUUCCGUGCUGCUGUUGGUACACUUCUUUACAUCAUCACUUCCCUGGUCUGUGUAAUUGGUGGAUCAGGUGACGGUGCCCGUAUUGCAGGGGGGGUGUUUGGCUUACUAGCUAGUAUUCUAUUUGGAUACGAUGCCUACACCAUCUACCUGGAGCUCAAGAGCAGCAGGCAGCAUACAGCAGCUUCCACUGAUGACAGAGUGUAGACUUCAGAGAAACUGUACAUGGGAAAAGAAAAUCAACAAAAGAAGAGUGAAAGAAGUGGAGCCAAAUUUGGUGCUCAAAUGAUACAUUCAAUGACGGAUUUAAAACCAGAAAAGUAACAAUUGUUAGGUUUAGAGCACAAAAUUACACACUACUGUUUAGCUUGAAAAGAUCUACAGCAUUUAUAUCUGAUCAUGAUAUUGUCUGUACUUCUAUGUUGAACCCUCUACACGUACUACUGUCUCUUUUUAAUCCGAAGAAAAAAGGGAAAGAGAUGUAAAUAUCAUGCAGCAAAGUGAAAUGCGUUGGCCUGUACAUCAAGCCACUUUUCACCUGACUACCUAAUUUUAAUUGAUCUGUUCUAAUAGACUGCUGUUAAAAGAACAAUGGAUAUGUUGUUGUAUCCUUGCAUGUCCACACAAGGUUUGUUUUGAAAUUGUACAGAUAACAUGCAUUAUUAGAUCUGAGAAUAAUUCAACAACACAAAUAACUUCUCAUCAGUUUAUUUUUACAGUUUUGGUGUGGAUUGCCUCAAAGCAGCAUCUCUUUUGUAGGUGUCAAGCUUUUUUCCCGUUUUAUAGCCCUCUCCGUACUGUCUGUGAUGUAGUCAAAAUGUGCCUUGUUGUCUUGUUGAACAACCAUUAUUUAGUAAAAUCUCUUUUCUACCUAGAUGUCUGCCUGCCGUCCUGAAUUAAAGUAAAUCAACAAAGAACAGAA